This is a messenger RNA of Dreissena polymorpha, 633 nucleotides long. Its product is annotated as involucrin-like. The transcript has 2 exons. The record is from RefSeq and is a predicted model, not a curated record. NCBI's taxonomy places the organism in Eukaryota, Metazoa, Mollusca, Bivalvia, Myida, Dreissenidae. The coding region runs from base 1 to 633 and encodes 210 amino acids.
AUGGCACCAGAUCAGAGUGAUACACCAGAGGUCCACCUGGGUAUCGUAUCAGAUCAGAGUGAUACACCAGAGGUCCACCUGGGCAUCGUAUCAGAUCAGAGUAAAACACCAGAGGCCCACCUGGGCAUCGUAUCAGAUCAGAGUGAUACACCAGAGGUCCACCUGGGCAUGGCACCAGAUCAGAGUGAUACACCAGAGGUCCACCUGGGCAUCGUAUCAGAUCAGAGUGAUACACCAGAGGUCCACCUGGGCAUCGUAUCAGAUCAGAGUAAUACACAAGAGGUCCACCUGGCCAUCGUAUCAGAUCAGAGUGAUACACCAGAGGUCCACCUGGGCAUCACACCAGAUCAGAGUGAUACACCAGAGGUCCAUCUGGGCACCGCACCAGAUGAGAGUGAUACACCAGAGGUCCAUCUGGGCAUCGCACCAGAUCAGAGUAAUACGCCAGAGGUCCACCUGGGCAUCGUAUCAGAUCAGAGUAAUACACCAGAGAUCCACCUGGGCAUCGUAUCAGAUCAGAGUUUAACACCAGAGGUCCACCUGGGCAUCGCACCAGAUCAGAGUGAAAUACAUGAAGAAGAAGACUAUGCAUUCAAUAUUCCAUUGGAUCAAGAGAUGUGUUUAGCCUUGUAA